GGAGCAUUUCCGGCGUUUACGACAAUCACAAAGGGGGCGUGUCAUAUGACAAAGUGAAAGUUGCAAAAAUGUUGUUGAUGUUCGAAGACCAGCACAAGGAACACUUGUCGUUUCUUGCAAAAGUCAGUCCAGAUGUGGUUAAGGAAUUCUGCAGAAUCAGUAUGGAAUUCAUCAGAAAAGGGACGAAUCCAAAGAUUUUCCAAGGAGCUGCACAGAAGCUGAACGUUGAUGCAGACACUGUACAGCAUGGAGUGGAAGGACUUAUGUACUUAUUGACAGAAAGCUCUAAGCUGAUGCUGAAUGAGAUUGAUUUCCAAGACUCCAUUAUGACACUUGGCUUUGAGGAGGACAUCAGGCAGACACUUCUGGAGAUCUACCUCCAGAAUCGCCGAGAAAUUAGAACCAUUUUAUCUGAGAUGUCCAUGGACCUACCCCACUACCACAACCUGGAGUGGAGGUUUGAUGUACAGGUAUGUGUUGCUGUUAUAAAGCAAUGACAACAAGAGCACAGC
Molecule: messenger RNA, 512 nt
Organism: Saccostrea cuccullata (small rock oyster)
Lineage: Eukaryota; Metazoa; Mollusca; Bivalvia; Ostreida; Ostreidae
Product: COMM domain-containing protein 2-like
Exons: 4
Coding region: 69-497 (142 amino acids)
Source: RefSeq, a predicted model, not a curated record